CUCCUCGCCUCGCCCAACGGCUCUUCCUCCGCAAAUUAGAGCAAGUGCUCGUAAGAACGAUGGAAGGGAAAAGGCGGGAAUCUGCAGAGGGGGAAGCUGAAACAUUUGCCAAGAUGAAAACUGGUUUAGGACAUGUCUCCAUUGAGAUGAAACACAGCCAGUCUGAAAUUUUAACAGUACCUAUGGAAAAUCAUCUAACUCUUGCUGGAAUUUCCAGGACAGAUAAUGGACUUGCAUUUAGUUCUGAAAACCAUAACCUUAAGACUGAUUUACUAAAUAAACCAGUUGAAAAAGGAUUCCAUUGCAGUCAAGAUACUUGUUUAAAUUGCAUGAGUGAAACUGCAGUUGAUCAUUUGAAACAUACUUUUAACAGGGAAAAUGAAAAUGCAGUGCUUGAGGUAAAAAUGCAACCAUGUACACAAGAUUAUUGUGAUGAAAUCCUUGGAAAAUAUGAAAAAUUAUCCGAAGAAGCUCCUUCAGAAGCAGCAAGAUGUGCAUAUUUACCAGAACUGCAGCUGCAUUCAUACAGUGUUCAAUUUUCUUCUUCUUUAAUGACACAAGAUAGAAAUACUGUGCUAUCUAUUGGCACCAACACUCCUGAUGGAGCAGUCAGUACAAAUAGAGAAAUUAUACCAGUACUAAGACCUUUAUUAACUCCUUCAAAUGCAAAUAGCGCUGUUUCUUGUGACCAAAUCAAAGGAAUUGUUAAUAAUUCUACAAUGUCACAAAUCUUACCAGGAUGCUCUGAUGAAUCUUGCAAUGGUAUCCCUGUUUUACCUCAGGAUACUGAUCCUGUUUGUGAUGAAUUCGGUGAGGUUAAAGAGACAGCUGUUAGCCUUGCAGCAAAUAAUUCUGAAGAAGGUGUUUUUCACAGUUCAAAUGGUGCAGAAGCAGGCCACAAUCUGGCAGUUGCACAAAAUGCUGUGGAGGAACCCACUUGUUCACAGAGAAAUUAUUCCAAUCCUCAAGUGAUAAUAUGUCAGUUGAAAAGUGGCACUCAUAUACUUUGUGUAAACAAUACUGAGACAAGAGAAUUGAAAGCCAUUCAUUUGGUUCCCCAGUAUCAAGAACAGCAUGCAAGCAACUCGGUAACAUCUGUACUUGGGCAGUUUUUGCCAGUUGCAGGUAAACUGAAUAUCUGUGCACAAGAGCUUGAUAAUGGAUCCAUACAUACAAGCAGUUCAGAUCUGACUCUUCAGGAGCCAACAAAACUAACUUUAGUUGGGAUCAAACUACGGCACUUUCCCCAAUAUAAUAAUAUCUGCUUUGGAAUUGCUAGAAAAUCCAAUGAAAAUGCAAGGUUUCCUUGUACUUCCUGGGAUACAAAAUCAAAGAAGCCAUGCAACUGCACUAAAUCUCAGUGCCUCAAACUAUACUGCGAUUGUUUUGCCAAUGGUGAUUUCUGUAGUAACUGCAACUGUAAUAAUUGUUAUAACAAUCCACAGCAUGAAAUAGAACGGUUUAAGGCUAUUAAGGCUUGUCUUGACAGAAAUCCAGAAGCUUUCUUGCCAAAGAUUGGAAAAGGAAAACUUGGAGAUAUCAAACCGAGACAUAACAAAGGUUGUAACUGUAAGCGUUCAGGGUGCCUAAAAAAUUACUGUGAAUGCUUUGAGGCUAAAAUUAUGUGCUCAUCUAUCUGCAAAUGUGUUGGAUGCAAAAAUUAUGAAGAAAGCCCUGAUCGAAAAACACUAAUGAAUAUGCCAAUUCAAAUGGAAUUUAAAACCACUGAAGGAAAUGAUUCUGAAUCAUUUUCUAACUCUGAAAUAUUAUCAAAAACCAAAAAAGAAAGGCAGUCUAGUACAUGUAUAUCCUGGGAAGUGGUCGAGGCAACAUGUGCCUGUCUUCUUGCUCAAGCUGAAGAGGCAGAAAAACAAGCUUACUCCAUUUGCUUAGCUGAACAAAUGAUUCUAGAAGAAUUUGGGAGAUGCUUAUCACAGAUUCUUCACUCUGAAUUUAAAUCCAAAGGACUGAAAGUAGAAUAAUGUGUUUUACUUGCAGAGCUAAAGUAUUGCUUGAAAUUAUUUUUAAUUUUGAUAAAAUGUAUAAACCACUUAGUUUAUUUUCUUAUUCUAUUUCUACUACUUUUACAUUAUCAUAAUUGAUAAUUAUUUUGUUCCAAAUUAACAGAGCAAUAAA
This is a messenger RNA of Candoia aspera, 2136 nucleotides long. RefSeq names its product testis expressed metallothionein like protein (gene TESMIN). NCBI's taxonomy places the organism in Eukaryota, Metazoa, Chordata, Lepidosauria, Squamata, Candoiidae. Gene Ontology annotation, cellular component: nucleus. The record is from RefSeq and is a predicted model, not a curated record. The coding region runs from base 60 to 1982 and encodes 640 amino acids. The transcript has 14 exons. Gene Ontology annotation, biological process: regulation of DNA-templated transcription.